UUCUUUCAUAUCUGGACGGAACCGAAUAAGGAAUGUUCAUAUAUAUGUGUGUAUAGAAAUUCUAGUUCAACAUAGGAAAGAGGAGCCAAGCUCAACCAGACUUGAUCUGGACGCACAACAGAACGAGUUGGGAAAUUCCCAGCGUGAUAAAAUGAAUGGUACACUUCGGACAAGGAAGGGUUGUAUUUGAAUGCAGCAUCGAUUGUUUCCUGCAAUUAAAACAUUGUUAACUGAGGAAGAAGUGGAGAGAUCUAGAAGCUUUUUGAACAGAUGUUUUAGUUUUAUUUGCUUUUUUGUUUUAUUUGCAAGUUCGUAUGGGGAAGCAUUCAAAACCCAGACCCUUCAGUUGAUGCCUGAAGUGGUUCAACCCAGUGUUACGACGCUCUGACGCUCUUCCAGAUGCCGAGUCUAACGUUUUCUUUUUAGAGAUGACUGUGGUUUGAGUGUCUACCUGCGCAGGACCGGAAAACCUCACGGGGAUUAAAAGCAACCUUGCUGCCUACGGUUUGAAUUAUAGUAACAGUGAUAUGGCCUCUAUGCCUGGAGGUGCAAUUCCGUUCUCAUGGUUGAAAACUUUCUAGACGCCGUAUCUUUGAUGAAUAAACGUGAGAGAAUCGUGCCGCCCUCAAAAAAGGAUCAAGAAAUGACAAGAGCCCAAUAACUUGGCAACGUGAAAUAUACAGUCGUUUGCAAAAAAAGUUACGUGCUAGAGUGGAUAGAUUAGUCCAGAAAUAAUUUGAGAAUGGAAUACAAGAUCGAUUAUGUACCAUCAAGUCAUUGUCGACUCCUAGAGAACCACAUUACUUUAUAUUCUUGUGUAUUUAAAGGACUUUUUAUUUCAUUCCAAAGAUGAUGGUUUUUCUCACUGGGAAUUUAGCCUCCCCCUCCAAUUUGAAAGAAAAUUCUGUCCAUGUAAAUUACAUAUGUGCAGCAGUUUUUCUCUGAUACUAAUUUAUGAUCACGGAAGUUGCAACCGAAGAGAGAAGGGCUUAAGAGGCCAGAGAUGCAGAGCUCUGCUUGAAUCCUAAUUACUGAGGCUAUUUAACUGUAGGUGUGUCAGACACGAGGUGUUCAACAUUUGAUAUUGAAGUCUGGCAAAAAUAUUUAAAAAGACGCUGGUAGCGGAAGGGAGCGUCGAGUCGAAGGCUCUGCAGAGAGGGCGCGUGCGAAAGAUCAUGACAGAAGCAGCCAAAAAGCUGGCCGCCUGUGCUGCGGUAGACAAUCACGUGCAGACUAAUCAUGUCCUUGGAAUUGGAAGUGGAUCUACAAUUGUUCAUGCUGUACAUAAAUUGGCUGAGAGAGUGAAAAAAGAGAAUCUCAACAUAGUUUGCAUACCUACAUCUUUCCAGGCACGUCAGUUGAUUCUGCAGAAUGGGUUAACCUUAAGUGACUUAGACAGACAUCCUGAGUUGAAUGUUGCUAUUGAUGGGGCUGAUGAAGUUGACUCAGACCUUAGUCUUAUCAAAGGAGGAGGGGGUUGCUUGACACAGGAGAAGAUAGUGGCUGGUUGUGCAAAAAGCUUCAUAGUUAUUGCAGAUUACAGAAAAAAGUCUAAAAACCUUGGAGAACAAUGGAAGAAGGGGAUUCCUAUUGAAGUCAUCCCAAUGGCCUAUGUCCCAAUCACCAGGCUUCUGACCAACAGGUUUGGAGGUGUUACAGAGCUGAGGAUGGCUGUCAAUAAAGCUGGUCCUGUGGUGACAGACAAUGGGAAUUUUUUAUUGGACUGGAAAUUUGAUAAAGUCCAUAACUGGAAUGAAGUGAAUAUGGCAAUCAAGAUGAUACCAGGAGUGGUGGAAACAGGUCUCUUCAUCAAUAUGGCAGAGCGAGUUUACUUUGGCAUGGAAGAUGGCUCUGUCAGUGUGCAUGAGAAGCCAGUCCACUGAUUUCUCUCAGCUCCUCAGAUCCACUCUGCUGUCUUACAGUUCUGUCGAAUUAUCAUUCUGAUGCCAGCCUGGCAACUUGCCUUAAAGCAUUCAGUCUGGAUCUCAGUGAAUGGAAUAAACGGUCCAGGGAAUGUCAUCUUAAAAUCUAUUUUUUUUCAUGUAAUUUUUUUAAAGAGGUCAUAAUUUUGAAUGUUUCAAACUUUUUACUUUUUAUAUAAAUAAUUUACCAAAAAAGUUACUUUGUGCAGUACAAUAUUUGAAUACUUUGACUGCAGUGCAGUGUGAGGGGAAGAAAGUAAAUGACAUGUGCAAUGUGCUUAAAUCCAAAAAGCAAGAAGUAUUUAUGUAAAAGGGCUGUAUCCUGCUAGAAACCUUUUUUGUUCUAUAUUUUAUGCCUUUAAAAUGAUUUUUUUAAAUCACAACUUUUAAUUAGAGAAUGUCUUGUUAUAUUCUUUACAAUCCAACUAAUGUUUCAGCAAUUGACUUUUGUAACCUGAAUUGAAUGUUAAGUUCUGCUUAGAACUGAUUAAUCAUAUUUUGCAUCUCCUUAGUUAUUCACAUGUUGCCAUGAUAAUUAAUGUGUGAAAAACAGACUAUGUGCCUGGACUGGCAAAUUGUUUUAAGUCCUAGCCAGUGUCAUUGACACCAGUAAAUAGUGGCUUGAAUUUAUCUAUGAUAUCAACACUGUGUGGGUGAGCCACAUUUUUAAAUGUUUCUGGAAUAGCAUGGAAAAAGUCUUGCCACAAAGUUUGCCAGGCCAUGAAUAAUGUAUGGAUUAGUCAAAAUUUUGAUGUGUAAGUUCAGUACUCCGUUAUUUGUUCCUAGUAGCAAAAGAUUCUAGUCUAUUUUAACAGUCAUUUAUGGACAUAAUUUGGAGUUCAGUUCUUACUAAGAAUUGUUAAUCCUUGUAUGGUGAUAUUAAACAAGAUGCUGUAACUAAAUGCAGGCAAAAAAUGGAUCUUCUUGGAUGAACUAAAUGUAGCAAGAAUAAGGCACUUAAUUGUGUCAUAUUUCAUUUCUAAAUGCUUUGCAUGGUCAGAAAUAUGACUCUGUACUUCAUCUGUUGCAGCACUUAAAUAAAGUGCUGCAGUGCCAACCAUGUGUUUGUAUCUUUGAAUGCCUUCCUGGUUGAUUUUAUAAAAACUGCCUUGCAGGAU
Python bivittatus (Burmese python) is the source of this 3040-nucleotide messenger RNA. RefSeq names its product ribose 5-phosphate isomerase A (gene RPIA). The record is from RefSeq and is a predicted model, not a curated record. Gene Ontology annotation, cellular component: cytoplasm. Gene Ontology annotation, biological process: D-ribose metabolic process; pentose-phosphate shunt, non-oxidative branch. Gene Ontology annotation, molecular function: ribose-5-phosphate isomerase activity. Lineage: Eukaryota; Metazoa; Chordata; Lepidosauria; Squamata; Pythonidae.